AUGGAAGAUCUCGAAGCCGACGAUCUGAAUCUCAGCCUGUCCAUCGCCAUCCGUACGACGGAUCGUCGCACCGACAGCGGCGGCGGGGGGAUAAAGAGGAAGCGAUCGCCGCCGUUGCCGCUGCUGUCGACCUCGUCAUCGUCGACGACGACGGACGGCAGCCCGAAUCACGACGGCGGAAACAUCGAGGGGAAGAUCUUCCGCCUCCUCCAAAUGCGCGAGCAGAUAAUCAAGCGGCCGCGAACUGACACGACCCAUCAUCGGAAAUCUCCUCCGCCAGCAGAGGACGAAAACGACGGCGGGAGCAAGGAGGGACUCCACCUGAUCCACUCGCUCCUCAUCGCCGCCACGGCGGUCGACGAGGGCAACUCCGAUUCCGCCCUCGAGAACCUCGCCGAGCUCUACCGGACCGUGUCGCUGGUGGGCGACUCUGUUCAGCGGGUCGUCGCCCACUUCGCCGACGGCGCCCCCACCGCCGAGGAAGAGUUCCUCGCCUUCACCGAUCUCUACAGGGUCUCCCCCUGCUACCAAUUCGCCCACUUCACGGCGAAAUCAGUCGAUCAUCGAGGCGUUCGGACCGCGAGGCCGUUGCCGCCGGCGGCCGGCAACAGCGGAAGCCCUCCACGUCAUCGACUUCGACGUCUCGUACGGUCUCCAGUGGCGUCUUUAAUCCAGGCCUUAUCGGAGCGGGCCACGCCGGCGAACCGGAUCUCCCUCCGGGUCACCGGGUUCGGCAGGGGACCCGACGAGAUCCGAGAAACAGAGUCCCGCCUCGUCAGCUUCGCUAAGGGGUUUCGAAACGUGGCGUUCGAGUUUCAGGGGCUUUUGAGAGGAGCGAAGCUCGUGAACCUGAGGAAGCGGAAGAACGAGACGGUGGCGGUGAAUCUGGUGUUCCACCUCAACACGCUCGGCGGCGACCCGGUCAAGAUUUCCAACACGUUGAGGUCGGUCCACGCGCUGGAACCGUCGGUGGUCGUCCUCGUCGAGCACGAGGGGUAUCGAAAUACGACAUCGUUUCUUUCGCGUUUUAUGGAAUCGUUGCACUACUUCGCGGCGAUGUUCGAUUCGUUGGAUGAUUGUUUGCCUAUGGAGAGCCCCGAGAGGCUCGGGAUCGAGAAGAAUUUGUUGGGGAAGGAGAUCAAGACGAUGUUGAAUUGCGAUGAUUAUGAGGAUUCGAACCUGAGACAUCAUCAGGGGUGGAGGACGACGUGUGGGCCCCCACCUCGGUACGAGAAGAUGGAGACGUGGAAAGGGAGGAUGGAAGGGCACGGGUUCGCCGGGGUGAAGCUGAGCUCGACCACGUUGAUUCAGGCGAAGCUGUUGCUGAAGGUCAGGGCGCAUUACGGUCCGACGGUGGAAGUGGAUGGGGAGAGCGGUGGUGGUGGUGCGGGGUUUAGGGUUUUCGAGAGGGACGACGGGAAGGCGAUUUCGCUAGGGUGGCAAGACAGGUGCUUGAUGACGGCUUCAACUUGGAAUUGUGUAUGA
Molecule: messenger RNA, 1485 nt
Organism: Linum tenue
Lineage: Eukaryota; Viridiplantae; Streptophyta; Magnoliopsida; Malpighiales; Linaceae
Source: the annotation of a GenBank genome assembly